Molecule: messenger RNA, 11673 nt
Organism: Venturia canescens
Lineage: Eukaryota; Metazoa; Arthropoda; Insecta; Hymenoptera; Ichneumonidae
Gene: CadN
Product: Cadherin-N
Exons: 33
Coding region: 743-9892 (3049 amino acids)
Biological process (GO): adherens junction organization; homophilic cell-cell adhesion; multicellular organism development
Cellular component (GO): adherens junction; catenin complex; plasma membrane
Molecular function (GO): calcium ion binding; cadherin binding
Source: RefSeq, a predicted model, not a curated record
CGCGACAACUCCGUAGUCGCUGCUCGCUCCGAAGAGCGCUCACUCGCGUACGAACGCCGAACUCUGUUUCCAUCCCUCUCGCACACUUGCGCCCUUCCGAGGCUCUCUCUCGCACACAGCCGCCCGCGCUCGCUCAGUCUUUCCCUCUCCUUCUCCCGAGCAAUAUCUUCGCGCAGUACGACGACGAAGACGUGGACGAGGACGACAAACACCCCUUCCGCGUAUCGACCGCACUAUAUUAUACGAGUGGACGGGAGAGUGAGAGAAAUUGCGAGGAUAAAUCGACGCGAGAAAGUUCAAAGAUUGGCCCAAAACAGUAACGAGAUCUCCAACACCCCCCAACGGGUUGUUCGGGCCUUCACAUUUAUUUGACGGAGUUCCAUCGUCCGGCCAGUGCUUCGCGUAUCUCCUGACAAGUGCACGGGUGCGGAGGUUUUUUCCUCGAAUACUGUUCUUCGAUGUUUUAACAUUAUUCGCAAGCGCACCAACGAGUUUGAGGAUCUCGGGAAUUAGAGAAUUUGUAGCUAGUGAUUGUACGCACGGGCGAGAUAUUCUCACUGGAUUAUUCUGGAUAAAAGGAUAUUUUAACAAACUCUCGUUGAAGAUCGAGCCAGGGAAGCUGCACGAUCGAAUUCUCGGUGUACGCGCGACGUCCCGAAAGCUCGCCGGCUACGAAGGAAUGAGGAGCUAGCUUCCUCAUGCUUUAGUAAAAGUGCAAAAUUCGCGAGGAUCCUGGCGCACGAUGGGGCGCAAAAGUACCGUGGUCGAUGGGAGAGGGAAUUUAAGAUGGUUUGUUCCUGUAAUAAUAUUGCUGUCACUGACGCAAAGUGUGGUGAGGACAUCGGGUGAAAGGGCGGUAUUGCCGCACGAUGUGUAUCCGGGUUUCGAGGUUAUGAAAUUUGGUCCAGGCUCGAUGGAAGCCUCGUCUUAUCGUUUAUUGGAGACGGGUUUUUCGAAAUACUUUACGAUAUUGGAUGAUGGAAUGGUGAUGACGACAUCGGACAUAGCGCCGUUGGUGAAUAGGCCCGUGAAUUUAAUAGUGUUACGAGAGUUGGCAAACAGGACGGAAACGCAUAACCUUCACGUGCACGUUAUAAAUCGUGGAAACAUGUUGUCCUUUUCCCAUGAGAAUUUGGGCGAGGGUAGCAUCAGUGAAAAUUCUCCAGCUGGAACGAGAAUCAAUGGAUUCCCGAUAUUCAAUGCGUUCGGCAAUUAUCCUGUCCACUACUCGAUAUUGCCGGACGAGACGGGUGAACUGCCCUUCGCUCUGAUGGAAACGACAGGAAAUUUGGGAGUCUACCAUUUGAUCCUCGAGAGACCCGAUCAAUCCGUAGUCGUGGUCACCUCCCGUCCGCUCGACAGAGAAACGAAGGCCGCCUACAAAGUCGUCGUGAAUGCAACUGACGCGAAUUUUUUGAGUACCGCCAAGAUCAGUGGGAUCGUUCGAAUCCUCGACGAGAAUGACAACCGUCCAAUAUUUCAGCAAAUCGAGUACAGCUUUGAAAUGCGACCGGAGAACGUGGAUACUCUCGAGCGAGAUUUGGCCCCGAGGUGGAAGAGAUUUGAGACCAUUGGCCGUGUCGUCGCCAAAGAUGCGGACGGUGACAAAGUCGCUUACAAGAUAACGACGCCGACGAAUCUUCUCAUCAUCGUGCCCCAAACGGGCGAACUGUUGCUCGCCGGUGAGCCCGACGCGACCCUCACCGAGGACAGCGAGAUCGAAGUUUUCGUUGAAGCUCACGACCUACGAACCUCUUAUAGUCUCAAGUCCGAGAAACCAGCUCGCGUUACCGUCCGGUUUCUCACUACCGAACCGAUCAUUCUUCCUGCCCCUGAACCCGAGGUCCACCGGAUCCAGAAAAGACGCGUCACCCGCGCCGUCAGACCGACCAUGAAAGUCGAUUUUCUCGAAUCGGACGGCGACGUUGAGAACAAAAUUGCUUUCUCUUUGGAAAAAGAUGCCGAGAGAGAAACUUACAGAAUUAGGGAUGACAAUCCUUGGGUCAAUGUCGCAUCCAACGGAUCUGUUACUGUUAAACGCAAAUGGGAUUACGAAGAACUUGGGGACGAAAAAACCAUCGAUUUUUGGGUCACCAUCACCAACGCCGGCGGGAGCGCAGGACGUGCUCCACCGAAAGGGUGGUGCACGGGAUAUCCACCCGGAUACCCCUGUCUAUUCAAUGAUACCGACAAUCAACGAGUCAUCAUUAACGUCAAAGACGUCAACGACGAGCCACCUUAUUUUAUCAACAAACCGUUGCCCAUGCAAGCGGUUGUCCAGCUCAAUGCACCUCAAAACACUCACGUGUUCACACUCCAAGCCAGAGACCCGGACACCGAUCACAAUAUUCAUUAUUUUAUUGUACGAGACCGAACCGGCGGAAGAUUCGAAGUUGACGAAAGAUCAGGGGUCGUACGAACCCGAGGUGCUGACAUUUUCCAAUUGGACAUGGAGUACGUGCUUUAUGUAAAGGCCGAAGACCAGAAUGGCAGAAUCGACGAGAAGCAUUACCAGUCAACCCCCGAGGAACGAUUGUCAAUCGUUGGUGGAAAAAGAGCACCGCAAUUUUAUCUCACCUCUUACGUCACGGAAAUACCUGAAAAUCAGAAAAAAGAUUCUGACAUUAUUUCGGUGAAAGCUAAAUCUUUCGCUGAUCGUGCAAUUCAUUACACGCUCAAAGCUCAAGGACCCGGAGCAGCGGGAACCUUCAAUAUCGGCUCAACUUCUGGAAUCGUUAAACUCGCUAAAGAAUUGGACUUUGAGGAUGUUCGACAGCCCCACGUCUAUUCUUUGAUCGUCACUGCUACCGAGGAUUCCGGUGGAUUUUCAACGAACGUUGAAUUAACCAUUCGGGUGUCCGAUGUCAAUGACAAUGCUCCCAAGUUUGAAUUGCCGGAUUACCAAGCCCACAAUGUCGACGAGGACAUACCAUUGGGCACAAGUAUUUUAAAAGUCAAAGCAACCGACUCUGAUUCUGGCGCAAAUGCUGACAUCGAAUAUCUCGUCUCGGACGAUCAUUUUAGCGUCGAUUCCAGUGGUCUAAUAGUCAAUAACAAACAAUUGGAUGCCGAUAACAACAACGCUUAUUAUGAAUUCGUUGUCACGGCUAAAGACAGAGGAGAUCCAUCAAAAACGGGAACGGCGACCGUUCGGAUAUACACGAAAAACAAAAACGACGAGGAGCCAAAGUUUUCGCAACAGGUUUAUACGCCGAAUGUUGACGAGAACGCUGGACCGAAUACUCUCGUUACGACGGUCGUUGCAUCGGACAAAGACGGCGACAAUGUGCGCUUCGGAUUCGUCGGUGACAAAACAAAGUCCGGACAGUUUGUUAUUGAGGAAGUAACCGGCGUUAUACGUUUGCAUGGCGAUGCGAUAACCCUCGAUCGUGACAAGUAUGAAUUGAACGUAACGGCUCUCGACGAUGGUGCUUGUUGUCCGGACGGUAACAAAAACAUUCAUACGAGUACAGCGGUCGUUGUUGUUUUCAUAACCGACGUCAAUGACAACAAACCGGUAUUCAAAGACUGCGCAAAAUACUCGCCCAAAGUUGAAGAAGGUGCACCAAAUGGAAGCACGGUUAUAAAAGUCCAAGCGACCGAUGAGGACAAGGGCGUCAAUGGACAGGUCAAAUACUCGAUCGUGCAACAGCCUAAUCAAAAAGGAACAAAGUUUACGGUCGAUGAAGAAACCGGUCAAGUUCUGACCAAUAAGGUUUUCGAUCGUGAGGGUGACGAUGGAAAAUUCGUGUCCGUCACUAUCAAAGCCACCGAUCAGGGUGAGCCUUCGCUUGAGGGAGUAUGUUCUUUCACGGUUGAAAUAACUGACGUGAACGAUAAUCCACCAUUGUUCGAUCGUCAGAAAUACGUCGAGAACGUGAAGCAAGACGCGAGUGCCGGAACAAACAUACUGAGAGUGUCAGCAUCUGACGAGGAUGCGGAUAACAAUGGUGCAAUAAUGUAUUCGUUGAGUUCCCCGAACAAGGACCAGGGUCUCGAUUACUUUGAAAUCCAACCGGAAUCUGGUUGGAUCGUAUUAAAGAAGCCUCUCGACCGCGAGUCUUACAAGCUGGAGGCGAUGGCACAGGACAAGGGAUACCCUGCCUUGUCACGAAACGUGGAGGUUCAAAUUGACGUUGUGGACCGCGCUAAUAAUCCACCCGUAUGGGACCACGUAGUGUAUGGCCCGAUCAGCUGUAAUGAGAACACGCCCGUGGGGGCUAGAGUUGUGUCUGUUAAAGCCAGCUCCGGAAUCGAAAAUAAUCCCACGGUUUUUUACCGACUUAUGCCCGGCUCGACUGCACAAACCAACAAACUUCACACUUUUUAUCUCCAACAACGAUCCGAAGGUAACGUCACCUGGGCUGACGUCAAAGUCAACCAUCAACUUGAUUACGAGAGUAUCAAGGAAUACAAUUUGACUAUACGAGUCGAGAACAACGGUGCCCAGCAACUGGCUUCGGAAGCUACUGUCUUCAUCAUUCUAAAGGACGUCAACGACGAGAUUCCAUUGUUCACUGAGCGCGAGCAAGAAACUGUUCUCGAGGGUGAGCCCAUUGGAAGCAACGUCACCCAAGUAAACGCUAUCGAUAAAGAUGGAACUUCUCCCAAUAACUUGGUGACUUACCACGUCGUCAACAGCAGUAGGAACGAGGGCAAGGAUUACUUCCAGAUCGAUCGCAAGACCGGCUGGAUCUCAACGAAGAUCGUUUUCGAUCGUGAAAAACAAGGAGCUUACGCGCUUGAAGUCGAGGCGAGAGACGGUGCACCAUCGGCGCGGCCGAACAGCAAUGGACAGCCAAAUUCAGUUACGAAAUUCAUUCGUAUAGGAAUCGCCGACAAGAACGAUAAUCCUCCGUACUUCGACAAAGGCCUCUACGAGGCUGAGGUAGACGAAAAUGAAGAUAUUCAACACACCGUUCUCACCGUCACCGCCAAAGACCACGACGAGUCCUCGCGUAUUCGAUACGAGAUUACGAGCGGUAACUUAGGGGGUGCGUUUGCGGUUAAGAACAUGACCGGGGCGAUAUACGUUGCGGGGCUAUUGGAUUACGAGACCAGGAAGAGGUACGAGCUCAAAUUGACCGCCUCGGACAACCUUAAAGAAAAUUUCACCAUCGUAGUUAUUCAUGUUAAGGACGUAAAUGACAAUCCUCCUGUAUUCGAAAGGCCUACUUACAGAGCUCAGAUAACUGAGGAAGACGAUAGAAAUUUACCCAAACGUAUUCUACAGGUCCUCGCGACAGACGGCGAUAAAGACAGGCCACAGGAUCUCGUUUAUUUCCUGACGGGACAAGGAAUUGAUCCGAGUAAUCCAGAAAACAGUAAAUUCGAUAUCAAUCGUACCACUGGCGAAAUUUAUGUAUUGAAGCCGUUGGACAGGGAUCAACCAAACGGUCGACCACAAUGGAGAUUUACAGUUUUCGCUCAAGACGAGGGCGGCGAGGGCCUGGUGGGUUACGCGGACGUGCAAGUGAAUUUGAAGGACAUUAACGACAACGCGCCAAUUUUUCCGCAAAUAAUAUAUUACGGUAACGUGACGGAAAACGGUACGGCAGGAAUGCUCGUUAUGACGAUGACGGCGAUCGAUUACGACGACCCGAACGAAGGAACGAACGCCAAGCUGAUGUAUUCGAUCGAAAAGAACGUAAUUGAGGAAGAAACCGGUUCGCCGAUUUUUGAGAUCGAGUCCGAAACGGGCGUGAUUAAAACGGCGGUUUGCUGUCUCGAUCGCGAAAGAACUCCCGACUACUCGAUCCAAGUCGUCGCUGUGGACGGUGGUUCGCUAAAAGGUACCGGAACCGCCUCGAUCAGAGUCAAGGACAUCAACGACAUGCCGCCACAAUUUACCAAGGACGAAUGGAUGACCGAAGUCGACGAAACGGACGGCCUCAAAUUACCCGAAAUGCCCAUUCUCACUGUCACCGUUCACGACGAGGAUGAGACCAACAAAUUUCAGUACAAAGUUCUCGAAAACAGCGGAUACGGUGCUGAUAAAUUCACCAUGGUCAGGAACAACGACGGCACCGGUUCACUCAAAAUUGUCCAAGCCCUCGACUUUGAAGAUCAACUGCAAUGCAACGGUUUCCGCUUCCGCAUACAGGUCAACGAUAAGGGAGAAGACAACGACAAUGAUAAGUACCACGUGGCAUUUUCGUGGGUGGUAGUGAAGCUUCGUGACAUAAACGACAACAAGCCACAAUUCGAGACGGCGAAUAUUGAGACUUCGGUGUUGGAGGAUGCGACAGUGGGAAAUACGUUGGAGACAUUCAAGGCAACGGAUCCGGACCAAGGUGGCAAGAGCAAAGUUUCGUACUCGAUAGAUCGCAGUUCGGACAGGAAGCGUCAAUUUUUCAUAAACGAAAACGGCACCGUAUCGAUCCAACGUAGUCUCGAUCGGGAAGAGACGUCGAGGCACCAAGUGAAAAUAUUGGCGAUCGAUGAUGGAAUCCCGCCGAAAACUGCGACCGCGACACUGACCGUUGUCGUCCAAGAUAUAAAUGACAAUGCUCCCAGAUUCCUCAAAGAUUACCGACCAGUUUUGCCCGAAUACGCGCCCCCUCGGAGGGUCGUUGAAAUUCUUGCGACCGACGAUGACGAUCGAUCCAAGAGCAACGGACCACCCUUCACUUUUAGAAUGGAUCCUAACGCCGAGGACACUAUUAGAGCAAGCUUCAAAGUCGAAAGUGAUAAUAAGGGCGCUAAUGGCGAUGGAAUGGCGAUUGUUUCUUCGCUGAGAUCGUUCGAUCGCGAACGUCAGAAAGAAUAUCUCAUACCCAUCAUUAUCAAAGAUUCGGGCACGCCAUUAAUGGCUGGUACGAGUACCUUAACAGUCGUUAUCGGCGAUGAUAAUGACAACAAAAUGCAGCCUGGGUCCAAAGAUAUAUUCGUGUAUAAUUACGCUGGACAAUCCCCCGAUACGGAGAUCGGUAGAGUUUAUGUUUACGAUCUCGACGAUUGGGAUUUGCCUGAUAAAAAGUUCUACUGGGAGGGAUUAGAGCACGCGCAGUUCAAGUUAGACGAAGACACGGGAAUGAUAUCAAUGAAAUCUGGUACUCACGAUGGCCGAUAUCAUUUGCGUUUCAAGGUUUAUGACAGGAAACACACGCAGACCGAUGUGCCGGCGAAUGUCACAGUGACGGUCAAAACCAUUCCUCACGAGGCCGUCCUCAAUUCUGGUUCCGUUCGAAUAUCCGGGAUAACCGACGAAGAUUUCAUUCGUGUAUGGAAUUAUAAGUCGGAAGAGCUAACGAGAAGCAAAGCCGAUUUAUUCAGAGACAAAUUAGCCAAUUUAUUGGAUAUUGCGAGAGACAACGUGGACGUUUUUAGCGUACAAUUGAGAAGAAAGCAUCCACCACUCACGGACGUGAGAUUCGCUGCUCAUGGCUCACCAUAUUACAAACCUGUACGAUUGAAUGGAAUUGUACUCAUGCAUCGAGAAGAGAUCGAAAAGGAUGUGGGAAUAAAUAUAACAAUGGUGGGAAUAGACGAGUGUUUUUACGAAAAUGAAAUGUGCGAGGGCAGUUGUACGAAUGUUCUCGACAUAAAUAAUUUACCGUACAUGGUAAAUGCGAACAGAACAGCGUUAGUCGGUGUCAGGGUCGAUGUUAUGGCACAAUGUACCUGCGGCGCUCGUAAUUUCACUACCAGUGAAUCAUGCAGAAACAGUCCGUGUUACAAUGGAGGUCGUUGCACCGAAAACAGAUUUGGCCUCACGUGCCAAUGCCCAGCGGGCUACAAUGGUCCAAGAUGUCAGCAGACCGCUCGAAGUUUCAAGGGCAACGGUUGGGCGUGGUAUCCAGCCUUGGAAAUGUGUGACAACAGUCACUUGAGUUUUGAGUUCAUAACUCGCAAAUCCGAUGGUCUGUUGUUGUACAAUGGUCCAAUCGUGCCCCCAGAAUCUGACGAAAUCAUGGUUUCCGAUUUCAUUUCGGUGGAGUUGGACCGUGGGAUACCGAGAUUGCUUAUAGACUUUGGAUCGGGAACGUUAGAACUGAAAGUCAAGACAAAACGACCUCUGGACGACGGCGAAUGGCACCGACUCGACAUAUUUUGGACAACGGAAACCGUCAAGCUCAUCGUGGAUUUCUGUAAAUCUGCUGAUAUAUCGGAAUUGGAAGAUGGAACAGCGCCUCAGUUCAACGACUCGACGUGUCAAGCCCAAGGAACCGUGCCACCCUUCAACGAAUACUUGAACGUCAAUGCACCUCUUCAAAUCGGUGGCUUGUACUACGAGCAAUUCGACCCGAGCAACUACAAAUGGAAGUCAAUGCCGUUCGGCAAAGGAUUCGAUGGCUGCAUCAAGAAUCUCUUCCACAACAGUAAAUUGUACGACCUCGCCCACCCUGGAUUAUCGAGGCACAGCGUCGCGGGCUGUCCACAGACUGAUGACAUCUGCAACAACCAAGAAUCAACUUUCCGGUGUUGGGAACAUGGGACCUGCGUUGGCAGCUUCGUCGAGGCCAGAUGUCAGUGCAAUCCUGGCUGGACCGGACCCGGAUGCAUGGCUCCCACUGUUCCAACUACCUUCAAACAGCACAGCUACGUCAAAUACGCUCUUUCCUUUGAACCUGAUAAAUAUUCCACUCAGAUACAACUGCGCUUCCGAACCCGUGAGAAACAGGGCGAAUUGUUUCGAGUUAGCGAUCAGCACAACAGGGAAUAUGCUAUACUUCAGAUAACCGACAGCAGACUCCAGUUCAGAUAUAAUUUGAACAGUCUGAGAAUAGAGGAGAGGAACAUAUGGCUGUCGGCGAUUGCGGUUAACGACGGUCAAUGGCACACGGUUAGGGUAUCGAGAUACGGAUCCGCUGCGACCCUGGAAUUGGACGGUGGAGAGGGCCGACGUUUCAAUGAGACUUUUUCAUUCGAGGGUCAUCAGUGGCUGAUGGUCGAUAAACAAGAAGGAGUUUAUGCGGGUGGCAAAGCCGAAUAUACGGGUGUCAGAACGUUCGAGGUUUAUGCGGAUUAUCAGAAAGGGUGUCUCGAUGACAUCAGACUCGAAGGCAAGCAUCUGCCAUUGCCACCUGCGAUGAAUGGCACUCAAUGGGGUCAAGCUACAAUGGCGAGAAAUCUCGAGAGAAAUUGUCCAUCUAACAAAACGUGCCUGCACGUUACGUGUCCUGAGCCUUUCGAAUGUACAGAUCUGUGGAACGAGCACGAGUGCACGUGUGGCGAGGGGAGAAUAAGGUCACCGGAUGGAAAAAGCUGCAUUGACAAAAACGAGUGCAUCGAUUAUCCUUGUCUAAAUGGUGGACGCUGCAUCAAUCAAGAUCCAAGAUUACGGUACCGAUGCAUUUGUCUGGAUGGAUUCUGGGGUGAAAAUUGCGAGCUCGUUCAGGAGGGCCAGACUCUUAAACUGAGCAUGGGAGCUUUGGCAGCCAUUUUGGUCUGUCUACUCAUCAUUCUGAUACUAGUCCUCGUUUUCGUCGUCUACAAUAGGAGAAGAGAAUCUCAUAUCAAAUACCCAGGCCCAGAUGACGACGUGCGAGAAAACAUAAUAAAUUACGACGACGAGGGUGGUGGCGAGGACGAUAUGACAGCAUUUGACAUAACCCCACUACAGAUACCAAUCGGUGGCCCUUUGCCGGAAAUGGGAGGCAAAAUGGCACCGUGCAAGUUGGCCUAUCCGAUCGGAGCGGAACCAAACGUUGGAAUGUUCAUCGAGGACCACAAAAAGAGGGCGGAUAACGACCCUAAUGCGCCACCAUUCGACGAUCUUCGGAAUUACGCGUACGAGGGUGGCGGAAGUACGGCAGGCUCGCUCUCGUCGUUAGCUUCCGGAACUGACGACGAGCAACACGAAUACGAGUAUCUCGGUGCUUGGGGUCCGAGAUUCGACAAAUUAGCCGAUAUGUACGGUCCUACGGAGGAGAGCGAAGAAGAGGAAUAAUUAAAAAAGGGCCGAACGAGUGAGAGUCACGAUACUCUCGGCUGACAAAGACAGAGUCAUCGCUCACAGUAGGUGCUCCAUGCUAAAAAAAGGGAAGAAAAACCUAAAAAUCCAAACAUGUCUCCGGCCUUGGACAUGAAGUUAUUGAUGAAGAGUACAUGAUUUUUAAAAUGACUCAAGUGCCCGGGGCUCUUUCCCCUCCCCGGCGUGACAAAAACUGUUGUAAGACUGUCUAAAAGCUCAUUCCCAAUCUCACUUUGGGACGAAUAUAGUGAAACGAAAAGGUUAACGAGGAUCUCUAUGAGUUGAGUUACGAAGAAAUUCGAGCUCACGUAAAAAUACGAAACUACCAUUGAGUGAUGAAGAAAAAAAAAUAAAAGUAAUAAACUGCGAAAUCGCGCGAAAGUAUACAUACGAAAAGACGUCUAAUUUAAUGGACUAGUGAGUGUUCGUUUAUAAACGGAAUACGAAGGCACUGCAAUCGGCUAAUGUAAUAGAAAUAAUGAUAAUUAUUAUAUAUUAAUAAUAUUAAUAAUAAUAAUAAUAAUAAUAAUAACGAUAUGUUCGUAAUGUUUGUCGAGUCAACCGAAAAAGCCCAUUGCAGCAGCUCUUGACAUUGAAUACCUUGCCUCCCGAGAGAUAAGUGGCAUUACAAAUUUUGUAUAAAUUUUUCACCACUAUCUCAUUUAUUUAUUGCUCGAGUCCCUCCCCCGAAUCGAGAAACUCGAUUUUAAGAUGUUAUUUUCUAAUCCAUAUUAUAAAUAUAUAUUUAAUUGCCAUGUGCCGUUGUUACCCGUUUUUCUCUUGGCAGUGUGAAAAAAAAAGUAAAAGAAAUGUAAAAGAGGUGGUGAGACAGGUAAACAGAAGGGAAGGAGAGGGAAAAAUUGUAUAACGAUGGAUUUUACACCGAUAGUUAAUGUUUUUACCGGAAGAAAAACCAAAGAUAUAUUAAAAAAUACUGAAAAUAAGUAUUGUUGAUGAAAAAGAGUGUUUGAAUGCGAAUAUUUAAACAACAAAAUAAACAGCAUCAACCAGAAUCAUGUUACGAUGAAACCAUAAAACGCACGAGUAUUUCACUUUUUAUUUGUCAAAGAUAAAUCGUGCAUCGUACUCGUAGAGAGAACAAAAAAGAUGGACAUUUUCAUUACAAGUAUUAUUACGAGUUUAUCAAUAUUAUAAAUGAGACGUAAGAUAUAUGUAGAAUUGGAUGGAAGAGAACGCGUAUACGUGAGUGAAUAUGACCAGAAAUAAAUGCGUUAGUAUGUGCAUAAAUAUUUAUAAACAAAUAAAUAUAUAUAUAAUUAUCGAAUGAUUAUAUAUAUAAUACCAAUAAUUUUAUUUGAUUGGGAUUGUUUUAUUUUUUAUUUAUGUCGCAAUCUUGAGGUGUCACAUUCAAGUCUUCGAAACCUAACGAAUCAAUGGGUCACAAAAGUCGUAAAAAGGGGAGGGUGGAAUAAGAAUCAGGCGUUAAAAAUUCAUUUUCUCCGUAACGAUAGUUUUGGACUCCGAAAAGAAUUUUUUUCUGAGCCCCGUUUGGGAAGAACGAAUCUCCCUGUUACGAUGCUCGAAUGGACUGAAGUUGUAAAAUUUCUCUACGGAAUAUUCAUAGUCAAUUUACCGGUAAGGGAUCCUCGCGAUAAUUAUCCGUAAAUAAUGAGAACAAGAAAAUGGGAAUGUAAAAGAAGAAGAGAAGAGAUAUUAAAAAUGAAUAAAUGCGCGUAGAAACGCUGCUGUGUACGAGGAUGUAAAAAAAAAAAAGGGCAAACAUGCUGAAAAUAUUU